AUACCCAGGUGCUGGAGAAGCUCUGGGGGUCACGCCUGUGCUCCUGGUAUACCAUGGGCUCCUCUGACGCCUUCCUCGGGGCUGGGACAUCCCGCCCUGGUGCCCACAGUGCAACAGGACGCCAGGCCCCUCGGGUGCGUUUUCCAGAAGGGCUUCUCACCGGCACAGCCAGUGCUGUCGGGGGAGCGGGGCUCAGCUGACGGGCACCAACCACCCUCUCUGUUUUCCUGUUUAGGAAUGUGGGUACCAGCCGGACAGGCAAUCGGUGGCUAUGGACCGCCCCCUGCGGGAAGAGGAGCCCCCCCACCGCCGCCACCGUUCACCUCUUACAUUGUGUCCACCCCUCCCGGAGGCUUCCCCCCUCCUCAGGGCUUCCCACAGGGCUACGGUGCCCCUCCACAGUUCAGCUUUGGCUACGGGCCCCCGCCUCCACCGCCGGAUCAGUUUGCCCCACCUGGGGUCCCUCCUCCACCUGCUACUCCAGGGGCAGCACCUCUGGCCUUCCCACCGCCUCCGUCUCAGGCCGCCCCCGACAUGAGCAAGCCCCCGACGGCCCAGCCAGACUUCCCCUACAGCCAGUACGGUUACGGACAGGACUUGGCCGGCUUCGGACAGGGCUUCUCAGAUCCCAGCCAGCAGCCCCCCUCGUAUGGGGGCCCCUCAGUGCCGGGCUCGGGGGGCCCCCCCGCCGGCGGAAGUGGCUUUGGACGAGGGCAGAACCACAACGUGCAAGGAUUCCACCCGUACCGACGCUAGCUGGCCGGCGCCGUGUGGACGUCAGGGCGGCCGAGACCCAGGAUUUAAAACUUGUGAACUCGUGACAAUCACAAACUUGGCAGAAAAAUAGCGGCUCACCGUUGGGGGGAGGGGGGCGAGAGGCUUUUGGAGGCGGCUGUGGGUGUCUGGACUGAAGUUUUUAAACAUAUUUCUUUCUCUAACCCAUCAGCACAAUAAAAAAAAGUCACUGGUUCAACAACAGGGUUUAAAAAAAAUGUCUUCAGCUUUAAUUCAAAACUUCAGGUUUCUUUUUCUUCCUUUUUUUUGAAAUUAUUUUCCUGAGCCUUUUGUUUUACCGUAUAUUGUAAACUUUUAUGUUAAAGAAAAAAUAUACAUUUACAAAUUGUGAGAUUUUUAAGAGAAAUUUUCUACGAUGUAUACUGGCUUAUUUUUUAAUUUAAAGCAGGGUUUCCGUCGGCACUGGUGGCAGUGAGGGGCGUUUCAGUGCCUCACUCCUGGCUUUGAGGGUCGGGGCUUGUUGGUCCAGAAACUCUGGGAGCUUACAGAAAAAGUCUACUGAGCGUGUUUUGUUUUUUGUUUAUUCCUUGCUUUUGUCGACUGACCUGCCUGGCAGCGCCCGCAGGUGCGCCGUGGGGGCCGCGCCCGCCCAGCCUCUGCCGGCGCCGCCCCGCGUCCGCCCCGGCAGCAAGGACAAGGAGGCCUUGUCAGCCGCUCUCCCGCGCACGUGGUUUCAGGGCGUCCCCACCGACCAGUUUGACCCUGGUUUGAAUAAAGAGAAGUGCGUUUGGAUUAGAAA
Messenger RNA from Panthera uncia (snow leopard), 1534 nucleotides. RefSeq names its product DAZ-associated protein 1. The record is from RefSeq and is a predicted model, not a curated record. NCBI's taxonomy places the organism in Eukaryota, Metazoa, Chordata, Mammalia, Carnivora, Felidae. The transcript is spliced from 4 exons. The coding region runs from base 238 to 756 and encodes 172 amino acids.